AUGGUUGCCCAAGCCCAAGCUAUUUCCGUGUCCCUCCAUGACCUUAAAGAUGGCAACAUCUCUUUUGAUACACUCAAGAAAGCUUUUGGUCCAGACUCUUUGGGAAUUCUCGUUGUAAAAGACGUUCCAGAAGAAUUCUCUGAACUUAGACAUCAAGCUCUUUCCUAUGCCUCAUAUCUCGGCAACCUGCCCAAAGAGGAACUCGAAAAGCUGGAAAAUGCUCGAGCAAAAUACCUAACUGGCUGGUCUCUCGGUAAAGAAACCCUGAAGAAUGGCCAGGUCGACACUUUCAAGGGUUCCUACUACGCCAAUUGCGCAUUCUACAUCGAUCCAUCUCUUGAAUGCGCCAAACCCACAGAGGACUUCUCCAUCGACACGUUCCCAGAGUACCUGUCCCCGAACGUCUGGCCUGCAGAGAAUAUCCUCCCAGGUUUCAAGCCCUCCGUCACCUCCCUGUGUCGUCUCAUCAUCGACGUGGCUGUCUUGGUCGCCCGCGCGUGCGAUCGCUUUGCGCAGGAGGACAUCCCCGGUUACCCAGCUGGAUAUCUAGAGCACGUCGUGAGCACGUCUAACACCACCAAGGCACGUCUGCUACACUACUACCCACAAGAAUCCGACCCUGCUGCGAACGGCGGCGACGAGGAUGAUUGGUGUGCCACGCAUCUGGACCACGGAUGUCUAACUGGUCUCACAUCUGCCAUGUUCAUCGACGAGCACAAGACCAGCCCUGCCGUACCAGACGUUACAAACCUGAACGGAGCGUCUCUACCGCCUCUCGAAGAGCUACCCUCGUCCCCUGACCCUUCAGCUGGCUUGUACAUCAAGUCCCGCACGGGCGAGACUGUUCAGGUCAAGAUCCCUCGUGACUGCAUCGCCUUUCAGACCGGCGAGGCUCUUGAACGUAUUACAGCUGGUCGUUUCAAGGCGGUGCCACACUUUGUCAGAGGCGUGAGACCUGAUGUUAGUGAUGGAAAGGUUGCACGUAACACCUUGGCUGUGUUCACUCAGCCCAACUUAGGCGAGGAGGUUGAUAUUGAGCAACAUCUCACAUUUGGAGAAUUCGCCCGCGGCAUUGUUGAUAAGAACACGGUAUCAUCGUAG
Fusarium sp. VM40 is the source of this 1101-nucleotide messenger RNA. The record is from the annotation of a GenBank genome assembly. Lineage: Eukaryota; Fungi; Ascomycota; Sordariomycetes; Hypocreales; Nectriaceae.